This is a messenger RNA of Procambarus clarkii (red swamp crayfish), 4768 nucleotides long. RefSeq names its product secretin receptor. Gene Ontology annotation, cellular component: plasma membrane. NCBI's taxonomy places the organism in Eukaryota, Metazoa, Arthropoda, Malacostraca, Decapoda, Cambaridae. Gene Ontology annotation, molecular function: peptide hormone binding; G protein-coupled peptide receptor activity. The record is from RefSeq and is a predicted model, not a curated record. Gene Ontology annotation, biological process: cell surface receptor signaling pathway; adenylate cyclase-modulating G protein-coupled receptor signaling pathway.
AUGUGGGCACCAUGCCUCCAGAUCGGUAUAGCCCUGCCUGUGGGCCUGCAGCUACGUGCUGUCCUCCUUGUCCUCACUUCUCCCACGACCUUCGCCUAUGACCCAUCCGACCUACCUAUGCAGCAAGACAGCGCCCAUCACAAUCAUCCUGAGUCGGUGGAGGAUCAGGUGGCCGUCUUGGAAGCGAUGAGGGAAGACUGUGAGGUCAAGAUGAUGGAAGAGAGACGGUUGUUGAGACAGUUGAGAAUCGAAGCGAGCGUAAGAAUCACUGGAGACGACGUCGAGGGAGUCGCUUACGACGAAAGGGAUGAAUAUAUGACAGUCGAGAGCGCCAAGUACAGAACGAUGAGCUCGAUCGACCGGGCAGAAAACGAGAGCAAGGAUGAAGGCAGCCAAGAGAGAGAACUUGGGAGUCAGGUUAUUAAAGAAAGUGGGAAUCCGAGAUUGAUAGAGAAUGGGUCCACUAUUGCCUACUGUCCGACGACCUUUGACGAUGUGUACUGUUGGCCCCGCACGCCUCAAGACACACUGGUUACUAUUCCGUGUCCUACCUACGUGCAAGGCUUCCCUCAUGGGAGUCAGGCGACCAGGUACUGUACUUCACAGGGGACGUGGUUCCGUCUACAUGGAGGGAACAGUUCCUGGACCAACUACACACAGUGCUCCACCUCCUACUUCGUGGCUGAGAAUGUCAACAUUACACUUUUUAAGUGGGUGCCAGUGGUGCGGGUAGUGUCCUACGUGGGCUACAGCGUGUCCUUAGCUACUCUCAUUGUAGCUUUCACAGUCCUCGCCUGCAUCAAACGCCUCCGAUGUCCUAGGAAUACCCUACACAUGCAUCUCUUCCUCUCCUUCAUCUGCCGGGCCAUUGGUGCCCUCGCCAGGGACAAGCAGCACGGUCUUCUCAUCCCUGAGUCACAGGAACCAUUCAUGGAUAGAAGUACCUGGGGGUGUCGACUGUUCACGGGGCUGUGGCAGUACUUCAUCCUGGCUAACUACGCCUGGAUACUGAUGGAAGGACUCUACCUACACAACCUCAUCUUCCUCGCUCUCUUCACCGACAACUCGGCCAUCACCCUCUACAUUGUUCUUGGCUGGGGUCUGCCGCUGGUGCUGGUGGUGGGCUGGGUCACGGCCAGGCUCACGGCGGAGAACACGCUCUGUUGGCUUACUAACGAGAGUCCCUGGGUCUUCUGGACCUUCAUCAGGGGACCCAUUUCUGUUUCCAUUGUGGUUAGUUUCGUGCUGUUUCUGAACAUCGCCAGGGAGCUGCUGCUGAAACUUAAGUCGUCGACCACCCCCGAGAGUCGCAAGUAUAGAUACAGGCGAUGGGCGAGGUCGACCCUGGUGCUGGUGCCUCUCUUCGGGGUUCACUACGCUGCUCUCCUCGGCUUCACCUACUUCAUGGGCAAAAACCACACCAUGGAACUCAUCUGGCUCUUCACCGACCAGUUCUUCGCUUCCUUCCAGGGCUUUUUCGUUGCAACUUUAUAUUGCUUGCUGAACGCCGAAGUGAGAUCGGAACUGCGCAAGAUCUGGCAUCACUGGUGGAUGAACAAAGAAGGAGAGAACAUAAGCUUCCACUCUGCUUUCUCACACUCGAGAACAUACUUCAGCCGAGGAGUGCAUGGAACGGGUCCAGGAGGAGGGCGCAGGAGACAUGGGAGCUACACAGGGAGAGGGAUGCCUCCAAGCUUCCUAUCUGGCUCCAAGGUGAACGGCUCCACUUCCCAGGAGAACUGCCUCUCACUCCAGGAUAAGAGCGUCUCCAACGACGUCGCUAACCAGCCGCAGUCAGUGAUGGUGAACCUCGCGGUUGUGGAGGUACAGCAGCCCAGCGACCCUCCAACCCUUCCCUGGUAUGCAACUACUGACUUAGGCAGCCUGGACCCCGCUCUGGUACUCCACCCCUUGUCUCACUACCCCUCGCAAGAUACGGCCAUAUACGCCGAAAGCAGCAAACAGGAUUCCACCCCAUCUGUUCAAGGGUUUCAUGUGAACUUGGCUUCGAAAUCGGUAUUGGGGGAGUUGUCUCCUCCCUCAGCUAUCCUUUACGAUAACAUUGAUUCGUGCGAGGGGUCGCCUCUACUCGCUAAAGCUUCUCGCCUUGCUGAGAGUACAUUCUGAGAGUCACACUGGAUACUCUGAAGGUUUUCUAUGUGUAUUUUGUUCACUAUUUUCUACCACAGACGUUGCCAUACGUUUACAAUGCUGACCAGCAUAUAUACAUUUCAUUCUUUCUUUCGUGGACAGGGUUAGAGAUCUGUUACACAUAUAGUUCACCGAUUUAUAAGGUCUAUUUUUCACUAGGUCGUGCAUCAGUUUCAGAGGCGAGGUGGAACCAGUUAAUAUAGAUUAGUGCUCUCGAACAGUGAUACUGAACACUACUGGACUCUAUAACAGUGAUAUUGAACACUACUGGACUCUAUAACAGUGAUAUUGAACACUACUGGACUCUAUCAGACAUUCCCUUGAAUCUUCCCAGGAAACAAUUUUCACAGGAGACAAACAACACUUUCUGAACGUUAGGAUGAGUACAAACAACACUUUUAACCGCCAUAAUAAUCACAAAUAACGCUUCCUGAACGCCAGGAUAAACACAAUAAUACUUUUUGGAGGCCGGGAUAACAGGAUAACUCCGCCUUAUAUUUUUGCUGCUAGAACUGACCAAGUCCUACUUAUAUAUCCAGAAAUUUAAAUAAUGCGAUCUUUCUCACUUAAAAUGGAUUAUUUAGAUGUUCUGAAUAUUAAUACACUUUUUUUUAACCAGAGUUAAAACUCUCUCCAAUUUAUUUUAACCAGAAUUGAAACUCUUUCCAGUUUAAUCUAACCAAAAUUAAAAUGGUUUCCAGUUAACUCUAACCAGAAUAAAAAUUGUAUCCAGCAUUUUUCUGGCAUUGGCUUGUCAAGUUUUCCAAGAAUUUUAUCCCAUUCGUAAUUAAAGUUUUGCAAUCUAGAGUUCGAAUUCAGAGAAGACUUUUAUCUCUAAUUUGGUGCUGCAAGGUAUUCAAGACUCCCAAAGCAUUAUACACUCUAAUCAGAACAUUUGUAGCUAUGAUACGAAGCGUUAGUGAGAACACCAAGUUGCAAGGUGACUAAGUUGAGUACAGUUGCGGAACGACUAAGUUGAAGACCAUUAAGUACGGUUACGAGCCAACUAGCCAGGUGCUCAAUUUCGUAUCCCGGCACCGAAUUUGCUUCAGUCUCAAUCUCACUUAUAAGUAUGUAACUUCUUAGGGUGCGUGUAGCUCUAUCUGUAAGUCCUCUUGCGGAUAUAUUUCUAACUAUGAAAAAUAUUUCCAAUCUUACUUGAUCUAUCCACUAAGGAAGACAGUGCCCUCUCUGAUCUAUCUAUUACUGACGACAGUGCCCUCUCUGAUCUAUCCAUUACUGAAGACAGUGCCCUCUCUGAUCUAUCCAUUACUGAAGACAGUGCCCUCUCUGAUCUAUCCAUUACUGAAGACAGUGCCCUCUCUGAUCUAUCCAUUACUGAAGACAGUGCCCUCUCUGAUCUAUCCAUUACUGAAGACAGUGCCCUCUCUGAACUAUCCAUUACUGAAGACAGUGCCCUCUCUGAUCUAUCCAUUACUGAAGGCAGUGCCUUCUCCGAUCUAUCCACGACUGAAACCACUUACCGCUUAGAAGAUUCAUCUUCUUUGUCAAUGUCUUUAACGCCCUUACAUGACAUAUAAUAUAUCUAAGUGUAUUAAAAGCACGUAGCUAUCAUACAGGCAGGGACAAGAUCUCACCACUACACAUUACAUGAACCAAUCCAUCUCUCUCAACAGCUAUCAUUUUUACCAUUUCGUUUAGCCAGCAGAUAAUUAAUCAUCAUCUCACGAGGUAAACAAUUGGAACUCAUUACCGUGUAAACAUCAAACAACGCAUGUGUUAAAGCGAAAGCUCAAGAGUUAUAUUCUUGUUUACAACAAAUGAUUAAUCAGUGAGGAAUUCAUUUUUAUGUUUUUUGUAUUAUUUACAUAUUCUUUAAAUGCGAGACGACUCUAUGUUCAACACUAAAAGAUCUCACAUCAUUAUGAAGCAGGAUUUGAGAUCUGUCUUAGCAAGAACAUUGAGAGUAGAUGCUCCUGUAUUUUAUGCAGUGAACCUUUGUACUGUUUCUAAAAUACAUGCCCCAAUUUAUGAAUAAAUUCUCAAGAUUAUUAUUUAUUUGGAUUAACAAUUUUAUGCUUUGUCGUAGGUACUUCGAGGAAUUCAUAUAUUUUUUUGUGAUUGCAGUUUUCAUAAAAAAAAAUUGUGAUAUAGUAUGUUUAAAUAGUGGAAAAACGCAAACUUGUCUUCAGUUGGAAAGAAAAAAAAUCGCACAUGAGUCCUCAUACUCACACAUCCACAUACGCCCUCAUACCUAUACGUCCACAUACUACACAACAUCCACAUAUCCAUAUACCCCCUAAAACAUUCGUUCUUACACACACACAAGUACAUAUACGGCCCUCAUACCUCUACUUCCACAUACGCUCCCACACGUCCACAUAAAAAGGCCUCAUAUCCACUUGUCCACAUACGCCCUUACUCUUAUACGUCCCCACAACCACACGCCCACAUACUCUCACAAAGCACCAACAUACUCUUUAACACCCACAAAGCCACAAAUACCCUCAAAUUCAGACGACCGUAUUCGCUCUCACAACCGCACAUCUACAUAUGCCCCCAGGAUCACAUAUGUCCUUCCAUCCAUAUUACCGCUGGCUCACAUAUGCACACACGGCAACUCAGAGGCCUGUUUGGGAGACUUCCCUCUGAAUUC